Messenger RNA from Talaromyces atroroseus, 1632 nucleotides. RefSeq lists its product as hypothetical. Bases 1 to 1632 code for a protein of 543 amino acids. The transcript is spliced from 3 exons. The record is from RefSeq and is a predicted model, not a curated record. NCBI's taxonomy places the organism in Eukaryota, Fungi, Ascomycota, Eurotiomycetes, Eurotiales, Trichocomaceae.
AUGGUGCUGUUGUUGCUGUCUGUCGUUGCCCUCUCCCUCGGCCUGGGAAUCGCGCCGGUGGCCGCCCAAAACAACACCAAGCACCUGGACUACGCGUCGUACCGCGGCUAUGAUCAGGCCAAUGGCGUCUCGUUCUGGAAGGGGAUGCGAUAUGCUGCUGCACCCACGGGCAGUUUGCGCUUUGCCGGGCCCCAGGAUCCGGACGUUGAGGUUGAAGUGCAAGAUGCUACUACUGAUGGCGCCCGCUGCAUUGCUACAUCUACUUAUCCCAUCCCCAGCACCCAGUCGGAAGACUGUCUAUUCCUGGAUGUCUUUGCGCCCACGAAUGCCACUGACCUGCCGGUCUAUUUCUUCAUUCAGGGCGGUGGCUACAACUCCCUAAGCAACGCCGACUAUGACGGCACCGGUUUAAUUGAAGCUUCCGGCUACAACAUUGUCGUCGUCACCUUCAACUACCGCGUGGGCCCGUAUGGAUUCCUGGCUUCGCAGGAAGUGGAGGAAUCGGGUUCUUUGAACAAUGGGCUCAAGGAUAUGAUCAAGGCUUUGCAGUGGGUGCAGAAGUAUAUUCACGCGUUCGGCGGUGACCCUGGCCAUGUCACCAUUGGAGGCGACAGCGCAGGCGCAGGCGCAAUCACCCUCCUCCUGACCUCGUAUGAUGGAAGCGGCAAACUGGACAACCUCUUCCACGCGGCGGCGGCCGAAUCUCAGUCCUUCGGACCGCAAUUGACCGUCUCCCAAAGCCAAUUCCAAUACGACAACCUCACCGAACGCACCGGCUGUGCAGACGCAAGCAACACCCUCCAAUGCCUGCGUGGCCUCGACAUCGACACUCUCCAACAGCAAAAUAUCGCCACCCCCUUCCCCAAUGGCGUCGAUGCACCUUUGUACCCUUACAGCCCAACAAUCGACCACGACCUAGUCUCAGACUACACCUACGCGCUCUUCGGCGCGGGCAGAUUCAUGAAAAUCCCCGUCAUAUUCGGCGACGACACCAACGAAGGCACCAUAUUCACGCCGCACAGCACAUCCAGCGUUGCCGAAGCCGAUGUCUUUCUCCGCGACAAUUUCCCCGCUUACACCGACUCCCAACUCGCCACCAUCAACUCCCUAUACAUGUCCCAGCCGGAUGCAGUCGUCUACCCAAACGCCGGCACCUACUGGCGCGGUGUGUCCAACGCCUAUGGCGAAAUCCGCUACAUCUGUCCUGGCAUAUACAUCUCAACAGCCUACAACAACUUUUCUACCUCCUCGUCUAGCGACUUUGUGCCUAGUUGGAACUACCACUACGCCGUCCUCGACGACUCGGCCAUCACCAGCGGCUACGGCACCCAGCACACAAUUGAGAUCAACGCUAUUUGGGGCCCGGAGUAUGUGAGUGGUUCCGCACCGGCAUCGUAUUCUACCACCAAUGCUGCGAUUGUGCCUGUGAUGCAGGGUUAUUGGACUAGUUUUAUCCGUGCCUAUGACCCGAACACGUAUCGUGCCCCCGGGUCGCCCGAGUGGCGGCCCUGGGGUGCUGACAAGCAGAGGCUUUUCAUAAGGACAAAUGAGACGCAGAUGGAGACGGCGGAGGAGGCGCAGUUGGAGAGGUGUGAUGUUGUGCAGGGGAUGGCGGUUUUGCUGGAGCAGUAG